GAAAGUGAAUGUGCCAGGCUCGGAACCCAACCCAACAAUGGGUACGUGGUGACGCUAGGAGGAAACCUUCACUGUAAAAAUAUAAUACAUAUUUUUGGCCAAACUAAACCAGAUUUAAUAGGGAAGUGUGUAAUGGAUGCCCUGCACGUAUGUGAGAGACAACAAGCAACCUCAGUGGCCUUCCCAGCCAUGGGGACAGGCGCUGGCAAUGUCUCCUCUGCAGAUGUGGCCGAUGCAAUUCUAGACGCCGUGGUGGAUUUUGUCAAAUCUAAUUCAGCCGUGACCAUCCAAACACGUGACGAUGGUGAUAUUCCAGCAAACCAUGUUAAAAGAUUUCCAUGACAGCAUGAAGAAGAAGGAGCCACAAGCUGCAGCCAAACAACAGUCCUGG
Messenger RNA from Staurois parvus, 391 nucleotides. The record is from the annotation of a GenBank genome assembly. NCBI's taxonomy places the organism in Eukaryota, Metazoa, Chordata, Amphibia, Anura, Ranidae.